Diutina rugosa is the source of this 2589-nucleotide messenger RNA. RefSeq lists its product as uncharacterized. The record is from RefSeq and is a predicted model, not a curated record. Gene Ontology annotation, cellular component: exomer complex. The coding region runs from base 1 to 2589 and encodes 862 amino acids. Gene Ontology annotation, molecular function: protein heterodimerization activity. The transcript has 2 exons. NCBI's taxonomy places the organism in Eukaryota, Fungi, Ascomycota, Pichiomycetes, Serinales, Debaryomycetaceae. Gene Ontology annotation, biological process: DNA-templated transcription initiation; Golgi to plasma membrane transport.
AUGAGUAACACUAAUUCAGAGGGAAAUCAGGAUAAGUCCAAAGUGGUCCCUCGUGACGUGAGAUUAUUGCAUCUUAUAUUUGCAACUCAAGGCGUCCAAAACUACCAAGACCAUGUACCGCUUCAGCUUAUGGACUUCGCUCACCGCUACACCGUUCUGAUUUUACGUGACGCUUUGACCUACAAUGACCAUGCCAAACCUACAAAUCCCAACAGCAAUAUCAAUGCGAAUACCAAUACGACUGUGACAACUGAUGAUAUUCGCUUGGCUAUCGCUGCUCGGACGAAUUAUCAAUUCAAGCCAGUGCCACCGAAAGAAUUGUUAUUGGAGCUCGCUGAAGAGAGAAAUUCGAAACCAUUACCGGCAGUUAUUCCAAGAUGGGGGUUGAAUUUGCCCCCUGAACGUUAUUGCUUGACAGCUCGUGAUUGGGACAAUUUGGAAGAAGAAGAGAAGCAGAUGCAAGAAGAACUGAACAAGCGGCCCCGUCGGAAGAGAACAGGCCGUUUGCCCAAUUUUGUUGAUUUGGGCCCGGCUGAUCUCUGCAAUAUCCAAAAGGUUUCCGUCAAUUCCAAGUCGCAAAAGGAGUUGGGUACCUUUUUAUACUACACUGGUGUUGACACUCUGAACUCUGCCCUGAUCGCAGCUCAUUUGCAAGGUCUCGCCAAUCUCUUGAGUCUGAAACCUCAGUAUUGGUUCAAUGAGAAGAAGUCUUGGAGGGUUCCUGAGCUCACGUAUUGUGCGUAUAAUGCAUUUUCCAAGGUCGACAUGAGGGUGACGGUGCAUAUUCCAGGGAAAUUUGAAUCGCAAGUCAUUGACUCUGAUGGAAAGUUGAUAACUGAUAAGCUUAGCUCUGACGAUAUCGAAGCUUUGUGGUUGGAAACUUUCGUAUCAUGUAUGGUUCGGCUGGUACUCGAUCCCGACGACGAAGAAAUCUAUAAAAUGCGGGGUUUGGUCGAAAUUCGCAAAAUUAAUCCCUUGAACAACGGCUCUGGCUCCAAGGAAACAGUGGCGAAUUUCAUCGCUGCGUUCGAAAAGUUAUUUUGGGAUGGUCCUAAACUUGGAUGUUCUGUUGAAAUCCCUCUGCCCACGAUCGUCAAUAACUACCUUGUUGAUGGGUUCCUUAAGGUAAUUGAGCUCACCCAACAAUACAGUUUGGCUCUUGAGGUUUUAAAGAGAUUGCAAGAACAAGAACCUGCCGUUGUUACUCUUUACGCCAAAGUCUUGUUGAUGAAGGAUGAGGAAGUCAAGGCCGUUCAAGUGAUGUCGGAGGGUAUUAAGGAAAACAAUCGUAACGCCGAUUUACUUUUGUUGCAAUCAGAAUUUUGUCUCGACAAAAAGCGUACUGACUUAGCUCUUCUGCUAGCUAAACAAGCCGUGAAGCUGUCACCUCUGGACUUCAAGACUUGGGCAAUGUUGGUGAAGGUGUACACCAAAAUCGGCGACUUUGAGAAUGCCUUGCUUACACUCAAUUCGUGCCCAAUGUCGUCUCACAAGGAGAAAUUCCUCUUGAAGCGUGUGGUUCCUUUGCGUGGUAAUCCCGAUGAUUUGCACUUACCGCUGCCGGUAGACGUUACUCUUGACGGGGUUCUGAGUUUGCAACUCGAGGAAGUUGAGGCAGAAGAACGCACUUUGGAUCCUCUGUUAAUGAAUUUGCCCGCAGCCAAUUUGAAGCUGACAUUUGCAAAGGCUUAUGAUUUGUUAACAGAUAUCGUCAACAAGACUGGCUGGGAGACUCUUCUCAAAUACCGUGCCAAAGUGUUUGUUAUGGAGGAGGAAUACCGUAAAGAUAAAACCUCAAAUGGUCACACUCGCUCACGCUCGACUGUUUCAGUUAACGAAGCGACACCUACCAAUGGCGAUGAUGAGGCUCUGGUGAAAACUGAGGUUACUGACAAUGAUGCCGCUCUGACGGUUGCUGUAAAGCUGCCCAAAAGAGAAUCAGGAGCUGAUGAAGACGAGUUCCGCAAAAAGAGAUUGUGUGAACGUUGGCUCGACAACUUAUUCAUGUUGCUUUACGAGGACUUGAGGGCUUACACAAUGUGGCAAGCUGAGUCUGUUCACUUCCAAGCCAAGCAAAUGGUGUACAAGAAAACUUCAUUGGAGUGGGACAACUUGGGUCAAAUUGCUUAUCGUCUCAAACACUUCAAAGAAGGUCUGGUGGCAUUUAAUAAUCUGUUAUCUCAACGCUUCCUGCCAAAGGCUCAAUUGGAAAUGUUGCGCUAUUAUUGCAUUGAAAGGGCCAAACUCAACCAACGUAACUCUCUGGUAGUGGCUCUGAGUACAACGGUUAACUUUUCUAAAGCAAACAAUGCGCUUCUGGAAAAGAUUUUGGAGUCUGUUGUGAAAUUGUUAGUGUGGAAUCAUCGGUGGUACUCUGAAUUUUCGACUACGUUGAUUUUAGCGCUAGAGGACUUGAUUGCCAAAGAUGGGCUAAUCAAGAUUAAAUCUCUUGUGCAAGCGUUAUACUCGGAGUCGCCAAACCCUUCAACAACAUCGACAGAUCAUAUCCCUAACAGGGGUAUCUGUGAAAUGAUGGAUGAUGAGUUCAACUUCUUCCGCACAUAUGAAGUCAUUGGCGCCGAUAACUAA